Messenger RNA from Terrapene triunguis (Three-toed box turtle), 1494 nucleotides. Its product is annotated as zinc finger protein RFP-like. The transcript is spliced from 9 exons. Gene Ontology annotation, molecular function: protein binding; zinc ion binding. The coding region runs from base 40 to 1494 and encodes 484 amino acids. Lineage: Eukaryota; Metazoa; Chordata; Testudines; Emydidae. The record is from RefSeq and is a predicted model, not a curated record.
AUUAAACUCCUCUCUCAUCUCUUUCCUGCAUUAGAAGCCAUGGCUGCUGCAAAUCCAGCAAAAACUCUCCAGGAUGAAGUGACCUGUCCCAUCUGUCUGGAGUAUUUUAAAGAUCCGGUGUCUCUAGACUGUGAUCACAAUUUCUGCCGAGCCUGCAUCACUCAGUGCUGGGGGGAAUUUGAUACAGAUGUCUCCUGCCCUCAGUGCAGAGAGAUCUUUCCCCAGAGGAACCUCAGGCUGAACAGGCAGCUCAGGAAUAUUGUGGAAGUAGCCAGAGAACUCAGGUUGCAGACAGGAAAGGAACCAGAACCAGUGAGACUGUGUGAGAAACACAAGGAGCCUCUAAAACUGUUCUGCAAAGAGGACGAAAUCCCCAUCUGCCUGGUGUGUGACAGAUCCAAGGAGCACAGAGAUCACACCGUGAUUCCUGCAGAGGAAGCUGCCGAAGAAUUCAAGGAAAAGAUUCAGGCCCAUUUGAAGACUCUGAGGGAAGAGAGAGAAAAGCUGCUGGGAUGUAAAGUGAGUGUAGAGACGAGAAGCCAGGAAUAUCUGAGAAAGACACUAACCAAGAGGCAGAAGAUUGUGUCUGAAUUUCAGCAACUGCGGCAAUUCCUGGAGGAACAAGAGCGACUCCUGCUGGCCCAGCUGGCAGAGCUGAAUGAGGAGAUCGUGAAGAUACAGAAUGAAAAUAUCACCAAACUCUCGGAGGAGAUUUCCUGUCUCAGUGAGCUGCUCAGUGAGAUGGAGGGGAAGUGUCAGAAGCCAACAAGUGAAUUCCUGCAGGAUGUCAGAAGCACCUUGAGCAGGUGUGAGAAGGGGAAGUUCCAACAGCCAGAGGAGAUUUCUCCUGAACUGGAAGAGCGAGUCAGUGGUUUCUCCCAGAAAACUAUUGCGCUAUUGGAGACUGUGAGGAAGUUCAAAGACACUCUGCCGUCUGCACUGGCGACAAAAAGAGGUAGGUUAAUGGGAUCGUUCAGACAGGUGAACGUGACUCUGGAUCCAGACACGGUUCAUCCCCAACUUGUCCUGUCUGAGGAUUGGAAAAGCGUGAGAUGGGAAGAAACAUGGCAGGAUCUGCCUGACAGUCCUGAAAGAUUUGACACUGAGCCCUGUGUACUGGGCUGUGAGGGAUUCACCUCUGGGAGACAUUGCUGGGAGGUGGAGGUGGGUGGUGGGGGAGGCUGGUUUGUGGGGGUGGCCAGAGAGUCUGUGAGGAGGAAGGGACAGAUCAGCCCUGAGGAGGGGAUCUGGGCUGUGGGGUAUGUGUUGGAUCAGUUCUGGGCUCUCACCUCCCCUGCAACCCUCCUGCCCCUGAGCCGGUUCCCCAGCAGGAUCCGGGUUUGUCUGGACUGUGACCGGGGGCAGGUGACAUUUAUUGGUGCUGGUGACGAGGCCCCGAUCUUCACUUUCCCGCCAGGCUCCGUCCCUGGGCAAAGAAUCCGACCCUGGCUCUGGGUGCUGGGGGUAGGAUCCCAGCUCCACCUGUGUCCCUGA